Eublepharis macularius is the source of this 3278-nucleotide messenger RNA. It is a transcript of the gene MTA1, whose product is annotated as metastasis associated 1. Gene Ontology annotation, biological process: negative regulation of transcription by RNA polymerase II; double-strand break repair; response to ionizing radiation. NCBI's taxonomy places the organism in Eukaryota, Metazoa, Chordata, Lepidosauria, Squamata, Eublepharidae. The transcript is spliced from 20 exons. Bases 881 to 2764 code for a protein of 627 amino acids. Gene Ontology annotation, molecular function: sequence-specific DNA binding; chromatin binding; transcription corepressor activity. Gene Ontology annotation, cellular component: NuRD complex; nucleoplasm. The record is from RefSeq and is a predicted model, not a curated record.
CGCCCCCGCUACGGACGGGCGAAUUUCGCUCCGGGCAAGAGGGGCGGCGGGGUGGGAUCCGCUCCUUCACCCGGCGCUACUUUUUGUUCAACGUGCCUCGCGCGGCGCUCCUUGUCUUCAGCUGAGACUUGCCCGAAGUUGGUUUUCGGAACGAAGCCUUCAGACUGAACGCCGAGGGAGUUCUGCGGGGCCCUCCUUUGAUAUCGGCGCGGCCUGGAAUAUGCAGAGAACGACGGAAUGACGAACCUUGGCGGUGGAGGAAGAGGGGCCCGAAGUUAACCUGGCCCCCUUUCUUUAACACGUGUUCUUGAUCCCGUGUGAAGUACUCGGCGCAUACAGUCAGGUUGUGCCCAUAUCUCCCAGUGACCGGGUUGAGGGCGUGUGGAAGGAAGGCCCCGUUUCAAAAGGGCAGCCAACUGUCCUCCGUGAUGGCCGGACAUCGGUUUUGUAUCUCUCCUUCCUCGUGUACCCUUCUUACACUUCUGGUUUGGAGGCACAAUAUGGGUUUCACAAGACAAGAAGUGGAUGAGGUUGAUACGAAUGCCGUGGGGAGGGAAGUUAGUUGGAAGAACAAAUCCUAACUUGCUGGCCAAGGAUGAUCUGCUGUUGCUACUGACUGCAAAAGAAGUGAAACCAGGGCUGAGAUGUCAAAACACUUACGGAUUUAAGGCAAGCUACCCACUUCAGAUGAUGGCCACUGGGUUUUUCUACAGAUUAUGUCUACUUUGAAAACUCUUCAAGUAACCCCUAUUUGAUACGUAGAAUAGAAGAACUCAAUAAGACAGCCAAUGGAAACGUGGAAGCAAAAGUGGUCUGUUUCUAUAGAAGGAGGGACGUCUCAAACACUUUAAUUGUUCUGGCGGACAAACAUGCAAGAGAAAUGGAAGAAGAGAUGGAAAACUCAGAAAUAAUGGAUUUAUUAGAGAAAGAGAAACACCAACUGCGACAUCGAGAACUGUUUCUCUCACGGCAGCUGGAAUCCCUACCUGCCACACACAUUAGAGGCAAAUGCAGCGUUACUCUGUUAAAUGAGACAGAAUCCCUUAAAUCAUAUCUGGAACAUGAGGACUUCUUCUUUUAUUCACUAGUAUAUGAUCCCCAACAGAAGACUCUUCUGGCUGAUAAAGGAGAGAUCAGAAUUGGGAAUAAGUACCAGGCUGACAUAAUAGAUUUACUGAAAGAAGGUGAGGAUGAUGGCAGAGACCAGUCAAAACUUGAAACAAAAGUUUGGGGAGCAUUUAAUCCACUAAAAGACAAACAAAUAGACCAGUUCCUUGUAGUAGCACGAUCUGUUGGUACAUUUGCUCGAGCUCUAGACUGCAGUAGUUCUGUUCGGCAGCCAAGUUUACACAUGAGUGCCGCAGCAGCUUCUAGGGAUAUCACUCUGUUCCACGCCAUGGACACUUUGCACAAACAUGUCUACGACAUCUCCAAGGCGAUCUCUGCCCUUGUGCCACAGGGUGGGCCUGUCUUGUGCAGGGAUGAGAUGGAGGAGUGGUCAGCAUCGGAGGCAAAUCUCUUUGAAGAAGCCCUUGAAAAAUACGGAAAAGACUUCACUGAUAUUCAGCAAGAUUUUCUUCCAUGGAAGUCCUUAACCAGCAUAAUUGAGUAUUACUAUAUGUGGAAAACAACGGACCGGUAUGUUCAACAGAAACGGCUGAAAGCUGCUGAAGCAGAAAGCAAGCUAAAGCAAGUAUAUAUACCUAACUAUAACAAGCCAAACCCCAACAAGAUCAAUGUAAAUAAUGUGAAGCCUGGAAUGGUAAAUGGUACAGGAGCGCAGAACGUGGGAGCAGGACGAGCGUGUGAAAGCUGCUAUGCAGCACAGUCUUACCAGUGGUAUUCUUGGGGUCCCCCUAACAUGCAGUGUCGUCUUUGUGCACCUUGCUGGACAUAUUGGAAGAAAUAUGGUGGCCUGAAAAUGCCAACACGACUCGAUGGAGAGCGGCCAGGACCAAACCGCAACAAUUUGAGCCUUCACGGUGCACCCUUACGAAACUGUGGGAGUCCGAAGUUUGCCAUGAAAACACGGCAAGCUUUUUAUCUCCAUACAACCAAGAUGACCAGGCUGGCCAGGCGAUUAUGUAGGGACAUAUUGCGUCCUUGGCAUGCAGCACGACUUCCUUACAUGCCUAUCAAUAAUGCAGCAAUCAAAGCAGAAUGCACAGCUCGUUUACCAGAAGCCUCCGAAAAUACGUUGUUUUUAAAGCAAGUUGUUAGAAAACCUUUAGAAGCAGUACUUCGGUAUCUAGAAUUUCAUCCUCGUCCUCUGAAACCUGAUCCCACUAAGAGGUUGUCCGGCUCCCUCAAUAGUGUGCCUUGUUCUAAGUUUGCCCCAGUGAUUAACAAUGGAUCGCCAACUAUUUUGGGGAAAAGAAGCUAUGAGCAACACAGUGGGAUGGAUGGCAACAUGAAGAAGCGCCUCUUGAUGCCUAGCAAAGGGCUGCCUAACCACGGACUAACCCGACAAAUGGGACCAAGUCGAAACUUACUGCUCAAUGGGAAAUCAUACCCACCAAAAGUCCGAUUAAUCCGUGGUGGAAUCUUGCCUCCAGUGAAAAGGAGGAGGAUGAACUGGAUUGAUGCUCCCGAUGAUGUUUUCUACAGGGUCACAGAGGAAACCAGGAAAAUUCGCAAGCUGCUCUCCUCUUGUGAAGCCAAGCGAGCUGCAAGAAGCCCUUACAAGCCCAUCGUCCCCCAGCCUCUACAGGGCGGGCACCUGCAUCUGCCGGCGAAUGAGGAGCCAAUCAUUAUUGAGGACUAACGCUGGCAAGGUCUCUAAAACGCGGGAGGGCUUCCCUCCCCCUCCACGCGCCGUGUCGUGGCUUCAGCGCUGGAUCGGCUGCUGCACAGAGAGAGAGAGCAGAGGCAGCUCUUUUGCAGCGCAGUGCUGAGCAGGCUUAGCGCUUCUAAGGCAGUUGACUUCAGUGGACCCAGAACGGUGCUUAGGAUUGCCCUGUUAAGAGAGUCCAGGAAGGGAGCCAGCCCGCCGGAGUCUACUUGACAACCACAGACUGCACGUGAAUUUGCUCACUCAUUUUAAAAAAAUCUCUCAUUGACAGGUUUUUCCUUUCCUUGUGGUUUAUUCUGUUCCUUUUGUAAACAAGCAGAGCGCAAAGUACAUUUAAUUUAUUGAGGAGAGAAUGGGGGGGGGUCGUAAUCUCACUGUAUUCUGUUUUAACUUUUGGUAAAAGAAUAAUCAGAUGACUUUGUUUUGUGACCAAAUUUCCAUUGCCAAGAACUUUAAUGAAACUGUUGUAAUUUUUUUAAAAAGUUUG